Acanthosepion pharaonis is the source of this 1524-nucleotide messenger RNA. The record is from the annotation of a GenBank genome assembly. NCBI's taxonomy places the organism in Eukaryota, Metazoa, Mollusca, Cephalopoda, Sepiida, Sepiidae.
AUGCAUACAAAGGUUGUUGAUACUAAUUUUCUUCCUGUCUUUUUCUUUAUCUAUUUCCUGAAUUUUCUUCUUGAAUUUUUUUUUUCUUUCUCUUCCCUGAAUUUUCAUUCAUGCUUUGAUUCUAUUUUGAGAAUUUUUCUUUUUUCAUCUACUUUUCAAAUUUUCUUUCUUUUCCCAUUUAUGAACAUCUUUUCUUUCUCCUUUUUUUUUCUUUCUUUUCAACUACAAUUUUUCUUUUUCUUUUUUUUCAGGGCCACACCUGGGAAAACCAUAGCUCCAGUUUCUACUUCUGCCCUAACACACCAGACUAGUGGUGGGGCUACAACCACAAUUGCUGGUGUUUGUGAUACAACUACAUUGGCCUCCUCUGCCAAGUGUUCCCAAGACGAGAUCGAUCCUCUCAUUGACCUGUCAGUAGCAAACAAGAACAUUGACUUAAAGAGCCAACAAUUACAGGACAAUCUUCGCAACAACACUGAUGACUUGUUGAACUUCAACAGCAUCAACACAACGCAGCCCAAAGACAAGAUGUCACUGAACUCAUUUAAGGAUACCAUGCUGGCUGGAAAUAGUAGCAAACUCAGCAGUAGCAGCAGCAGCAGCAGUGACCCCCUGAGGACUCUUUCUACAUCCUGUCCUCAGAUGGGGUCAGCAGCCGCAGUCGCCACUGACCACAGCAUCCGUGGGACAGACCUUCAUCCUGAUGGUGGGAUCCCAGACCCUCAGAUUGAUGCGUCAUUGCUGUUAUCUUUGCCUCCAUUUACGUCUUCAGAUUUUUUGUCAACCACACUCCAUUCAAAGCCUGUUACUUCUACUUCUUCUUCUACAAGCCAGCCCACGACGUUAAUGUCGAUAAAUGGAGCCCCCCAAAAUGGCCUGUGUGGUGAAGAUUCCAAUGAUUGCUAUCCCAGCCCUCGUCAUUGUCAUGGUAGCAACAGUAGUAGUGACAAUGGUGUUAUUUCCCCUGUUGGGAGCCAGGAGGACACGCCCUCGGAAACCUCCUCCGAGCAGCCAGGCACCUGUGGUUCCGCUUUAUCAAUGGGAGACGUCGGCGGUGGCAAAGACCUAACCAGUCUUGCAGACGAUGCUGAUAAUGGUAACGGUGAUGAUGGCAUCAAAACCAAACAAAGUGUUUAUCUUAAGAAUACUAUCACUUCUCUAAGUAAUGAGAUGAACUUUUCCUCAUCGGAGACAAGCCCCAUGUCAUGUGUACAGUCCACUACCCUUGCCAACAGUGAUGUUAAUCUAGUUCCUGGCCAACUGUCUCCAUUCAUUAGCAGUUCUGCCAGAAAUCCUGAUUCUUUGUUGAAGGCAACACCAGGAAAUUAUCCUUGUUCUGUGGAUUAUCUUUGGCAGCAAUUGGAAAAACUGAUGCCUCACAAGCAUGAAAGUGUGAACAAAAUGUUGCAUCAGUAUGGAAUUGGUAAAGGUGUGGGAUCACUCCAUGGCAGGGAGAAUUCCGAAGAGGAUCAGUUCUGGGACAUUGUUCAAAGCAAAUCUCUUUGUACUCUGAAUAUAGCUUAA